Struthio camelus australis is the source of this 5846-nucleotide messenger RNA. Lineage: Eukaryota; Metazoa; Chordata; Aves; Struthioniformes; Struthionidae. The record is from RefSeq and is a predicted model, not a curated record.
AUGGGGCCUAGCGAUGCACGCGGGGGCAAGGCACCCGGCGCAGAGGUGCGCGGCGAAGGUCUUCUUGUGGGAACCCUGGAUGCAGUGUUGGAUUCUACAUCAAAAGUGGCUCCAUUUCGCAUCCUGCAUCAGACACCAGAUUCUCAAGUUUACUGGUCUAUUGCUUGUGGAGCCAGCAGAGAAGAAAUAACAGAACACUGGGACUGGUUAGAACACAAUGUUAUGAAGACUUUAUCUGUAUUUGAUUCAAAUGAAGAUAUUACGAGCUUUGUCCAGGGAAAGAUAAGAGGUUUGAUUGCUGAAGAGGGAAAAGGUUCUUUUGUAAAAGAAGAAGAUCCUGAGAAGUUUCGUGAGGGUCUUAUGAAAUUUGAAAAGUGUUUUGGAUUACCUGAGCAGGAGAAGUUGGUUACCUAUUACUCAUGCAGUUACUGGAGAGGCAGAGUGCCUUGUCAAGGAUGGCUUUAUCUUAGUACCAACUUUCUUAGCUUUUACUCAUUUUUGUUGGGAACAGAAAUAAAACUCAUUAUCUCCUGGGAUGAAAUAUCAAAACUUGAGAAGACUUCCAAUGUGAUCCUGACAGAGAGCAUUCAUGUGUGUUCCCAUGGGGAAGACCACUACUUUUCCAUGUUUUUGCACAUUAAUGAAACGUUCCUUCUCAUGGAGCAGCUGGCGAACUAUGCUGUUAGGAGGCUUUUUGACAAGGAGACGUUUGAAAAUGACCUAGUCCUUCAUGACCCUCUGCAGAUCACCAAGAGAGGCCUGGAGAGCCGAGCCCACAGUGAGCAGUUUAGUGCAUUCUUCAGGCUACCGAAAGAAGAGACUUUGAAGGAAGUUCAUGAGUGCUUCUUAUGGGUUCCUUUCAGUCAUUUCAACACCCAUGGGAAAAUGUGCAUUUCGGAGAACUACAUCUGCUUUGCUAGCCAGGAUGGCAGCUUGUGCAGUGUGAUCAUUCCAUUAAGAGAGGUCACAGGAGUGGAUAAGGCAGAUCCAGCCAACAGGGGAGUCAGCAUUAGUACCAAAGGAAAAACAGCUUUUCGUUUCACUGAGGUUAGAGAUUUUGAACAGCUUGUGGCAAAGCUCAGGAUCAAAUGUGGUGCAACUUCAAGUCCACAACGCAUCAUAAAUACAGAGGUUGUAGCUAGUUCUGCCUCUGACAAUCCAAUGGAUUUUGAUGAGGGAAGGACAAAGAUGGGUCAGAGGAGUAACAGCAAAACCGUCAGUACAGAAGCCCUGAUGACAGUCUACCAUCCUCAGGAUGCUGAGAAUCUAGACUCUAAAAUGUUGAAAGAAAAAAUGAAAGAACAGUCUUGGCACAUCCUCUUUGUUGAACGCGGACAUGGUGUCAGUAUGUUUCGGACAAAGAAGACUCGAGACCUGGUUGUAAGAGGGAUUCCAGAGACCUUAAGAGGAGAGCUCUGGCUACUCUUCUCAGGUGCAGUAAAUGAUAUGGCAUCCAACCCUGGUUAUUACACUGAGUUGGUGGAAAAGUCCUUAGGAACAUGCACGUUAGCUACUGAUGAAAUUGAACGAGAUUUGCGUCGUUCCUUACCUGAGCAUCCUGCUUUUCAAAGUGACACAGGAAUUUCUGCCCUCAGGAGAGUCCUUACAGCUUAUGCCUACAGGAAUCCCCAAAUUGGAUAUUGUCAGGCAAUGAAUAUUUUGACAUCAGUACUUCUGCUGUAUGCUAAAGAGGAGGAAGCGUUCUGGCUGUUGGUUGCUGUCUGUGAAAGAAUGCUACCUGAUUAUUUCAAUCGCCGAAUUAUUGGUGCCUUGGUAGAUCAGGCAGUGUUUGAGGAGCUCAUCAGGGUUCAUCUGCCUCAGUUGACAGAUCACAUGACGGACAUGACUUUUUUCUCCUCGGUCUCUCUCUCCUGGUUCCUUACCCUUUUCAUCAGUGUGCUGCCUAUUGAAAGUGCAGUCAAUGUGGUGGACUGUUUCUUCUAUGAUGGAAUAAAGGCAAUCUUGCAGCUGGGCCUCACAGUGCUGGACUACAACAUUGAAAAGUUGCUGACUUGUAAGGAUGAUGCAGAAGCAGUGACUGUUCUCAACAGGUUUUUUGACAGUGUCACCAACAAAGACAGUCCCUUGCCUCCAACUGUGCAGCAGGGCUCCAACCUCAGCAAUACAAAGAGUGACCACCCGAAAGUGGACAUUACCGAUUUGAUCCGAGAGUCAAAUGAAAGAUACGGCGAUAUUCGAUAUGAGGAUGUUGAGAGCAUGCGCUGCAGGAACAGGCUUUAUGUUAUCCAGACACUAGAAGCUACAACCAAGCAGAAUGUGCUACGUGUUGUGUCCCAGGAUGUAAAAUUCAGUCCUAGUGACCUUGAAGAGCUUUAUGAAUUAUUCAAGAAGGAGCACUUUCUUUCCUGUUAUUGGAACGUAAAUAGUCCUGUCUUGCGACACCAUGAUGCCAGUCUGCCAUACCUUGACCAAUAUCGAAUCGACUGCCAGCAAUUCAGGGUUCUCUAUCAUCUCUUGAGCCCAUGGUCACAUUGUGCAAACAGAGACUCACUUGCGCUGUGGACAUUCAGACUCGUGGAUGAGAACUCUGAUCGCCUUAUAAACUUCAAACAAUUUGCCUCUGUUCUUGAUAUCAUGUAUAAUGGAAGUUUCACUGAGAAACUCAAGCUGCUUUUUAAGUUACACAUCCCUCCAGCUUUUACUGAAGUAGAAUCUCUGAGUCCUUCCAAAGGUGGUGAUCUUUCAAAAGAAGAACUGAUCCACUUCAGCCAGCUCAGUGUUUCACCUACUGUGGAUAGUCUUGAAAGUGACGCUUUGAAGAGCAGCCCAGAAAAAGUAGGGAAGGGGAAGGUUGAUAUUCAGGCAUAUCUGAAGCAGUGGCAAGAUGAACUUAUUAAAAAAGAAGAAAAUAUUAAGGAUUUGCCAAGGAUGAAUCAGGUUGAUCCACCAAGAUUAGUCAGAGUGGCCACGUGUCCAGUCCCAGCAGGGCAGAAGUUGGAGAAAGGUUGCUUUCAGCAGGCUGCCAGGACUUGAGCAACUGCCUAAACGGCAAGUUCUUGCUUCUUGGAGCCCAUGGAUUGUGGUCUGAUCCCCUGGGGAGAUCUUGAUGUAGUAAAUCCUGGCUGUAGCCAAGGACUGUAACCCGCAGGUGUGUGUGCUGGGCUGCUGCUCUGGUUUGUUGUAAUGUACUGAAGUUGAGGGACACUCUUGCUUUGCAUGGGGGCAGAAUAACUCCAGAACGAGUGUCUAGCUCACUUUCCUACCCUUUCUGUGGUGGAGACAGCUUGGCUAACAAAUGCAUGCAGGCUCAUUUGGGAAGAAGGGGGCUAAAGCAAUAGGAGAUCUUUCCCUGUUUUGAGCCCCAAAGGGGUAUGCCUCGACUUUAUCACUCUUCUUUCAGGCCCUGCGGGGUUAGGGGCAGAGAGCUCUGUGCCUUAUGGCUAUCUGAAGUUCUCAGUGAUGCAGAGAUGAACCCCAAUUCACAUCCUAUUGCAUAAGGAGACUGUGGGUGAGCACGUCUGUUGCGGGAGGUCAGCUACUGCAUGUAGCUUGGAAUUAAGCAGAAGUGCCAGCAAGGGUUUGGGUGGCUGUUACUCAGCUCCUUCCUAAGGAGGGGCUUUCCGCUGAAAUUGUAACUUGAAGAUUUUAGAAAUGGUUUUGGGAUUCAGGAGGGCUCAUUCUCCAAUAGGGAGCAGUGUGGUUAAAUGAGUAUUGAUGUAUCAUUCCACUUAUCUGUGUAUGUUACUUCUUUCUGUUACAAGAAAACAUGCUGGUUUGAAGUGCAGGAGGACAUGCUGAGCAGAGUGAGGAAGCUGGGAGGAAUCUUUUGAUGAAAAGGAUUUCUUUGGCAAACCAAAAAGUAGGAGACAAAGCUUUCAUAAAUUUAUCUAGCUUUUUGUGGGGGGGUUCAGUCAUAGGAAAUAAAUAAAUGUAUUAUCAUCAGUACAAAACUGAUAGUUAUAGCUAGGAUACAGAUUGCUGACACUAGUGAUGCUGUUUAUACAUUUUUUUUAAAUUGCACUACUUGCUGCAGUGUUGCCAAUGUGACUGGGCAGCUAUGCCGUGACUGUUUUGUCCUGAAACAUUCUCAGUGGCUGUUGGUGUAAACUACACAGUCCUUUCUUGUGCCUAGGCCAUUAUUAUUGUUGUUACGCACAUAAAAUGCAUUUUUUUCAACCCAAUCAUUAGUCCAUGGGAAUGACCAGCAGAGCUGCAGUGUUCCCUCAUGCUUGCAAUAGAGAAAGUGCUGCUCAAAGGGACUGUCGCUAUUCCCCGAGCCCCAGCUGGACGGUGGCAGCACUGACCGCCAUCAGGAGCUGGCUGCUGCCUCCCUUUGUCUGUGCUGUUCAGCAGUGUCUCCACGGAGUCACGCCAAAGGGCUUGAACACAACGUGAGGGAACAGCGCAGCUAAUAACAAUGAAAAUACAAGCCCUUUCCACCGCGGAGAGGGCACUGUUUAUAAUGCAAUCGGAAGCAUUUCCUGGGCCUUGCAAUUGAUGGUCUGGGCCAUGUGGUUCAGCAAAAGCAAAAGCACUCUGUUCCAAGCCGUUCCUAAGACAAGCCACUUGUUCAUCACUCCAAUGGCUGUCUAAGAACGUACACAAUUUUUUAGAAGAGUUUGCUACGUGUUGAUUCAAUUAAAAGUUUCUCAUCCGGUUGUACUAUACAAAAUUCUUGUAUGUGAUUGCAGUUGUUAUCGAGAUUAAAACAAAUUAAAUAUUCCAAUUUGUUUCCAGAAAAAUCAGAUACUUUGUCUUUUUUUGCUAGUUUUGUCACUUUACUAAGAAGGCAACAUAUUUGUGUUGGCAGGUUGGCUUUUUAAAACAAUGUAUUGUAUGCAGUUGAAGUACUGUAAGACAAAUGGGGUGUUAAAUAAAAAUUUGUUUCACUUGAGAAAAAAAAUCCAUCUGUGAGGCACUAUUCUUUCUUUGUCAUUUCACUGUCAAGGAGGGGAUUUUUCAAAAUGUUAAAGCCUCUUUUAGUCGGUCCUUUCCAAAGGAAGGUCCAAACCAUUUAAAAACAUUCUAGGACUUCAGUUUCCCCAAAAGUGGAGGGGAAAUGAAAUUAAGAAAAGGAGACCUAAAUUUUGAAGCCUGGGACUAACUUAGCCUUGCAUACAACGUGACUCAAGUGCUGAGACGGCCCAGGAAGAGUAGCAUAACUCAAGCUGGUUUUUGUAACCAAGUUAAAACAUUUAUAGUGUGCAGACAUAGCUACACUGCCUCUGAGGCCUUGUUCUUCCUGAUUUGUGUGGUUCCCCCUCUUGUUUCUGAUGCUGGUCAUGGAAGUCCCAGGCUCGAACUUGAGCCCCACCAUCCCCUCCCCUGUUUCUUAAUACACAUUUAUAUGAGAUGGCUGCUGCUUUGGUACCUCCUAGAGAGCCAGGAGCCGAUUCUGAUCCCCGGACUGACUCUCACGGUCCAGUGAAAAAACAGCACAGAUAGUGUUAGAGGUUUUAUAAGUAUGCUUUUAUUUUUAUGUAUUUUAUUUUAUUUUAUUGGAAAAUACUAUGUACAAUCUGUUUAAAGCUUGUCAAAAUGCACAGGCUCCCAUCCAAUGGAGCUGUGCAGGGACAUAGAUUCAAGACAAUAAAAUCUUAACUGUUCAUCUUCAUAAGACACUUCCUUUUCCCAUUACAAAAUACUUUUAAGAAUAGUAACAUUUAUAAAUGUAUCUGUAUUUGACAUCAUAUAAAAUAAACCAAGAUUCAUAGUCAAUUCUAAGGUUUUUCUUUUUUUUUUUUUACAUUAAUUAUGUUACAAUAUGUACAGUAACUUUUCACUGUGUUUGUCAAACCAGCCUGAUUACAUCCACCAGGCUUUAGCUUAUAUGUACAAAUACGCUAAAAGUGCAAGACUUUAAUAAAGCUGCCUGUGUUUUCAGA